Carassius carassius (crucian carp) is the source of this 1973-nucleotide messenger RNA. It is a transcript of the gene rpia, whose product is annotated as ribose 5-phosphate isomerase A (ribose 5-phosphate epimerase). Gene Ontology annotation, molecular function: ribose-5-phosphate isomerase activity. The coding region runs from base 175 to 996 and encodes 273 amino acids. Gene Ontology annotation, cellular component: intracellular membrane-bounded organelle. The record is from RefSeq and is a predicted model, not a curated record. NCBI's taxonomy places the organism in Eukaryota, Metazoa, Chordata, Actinopteri, Cypriniformes, Cyprinidae. Gene Ontology annotation, biological process: D-ribose metabolic process; pentose-phosphate shunt, non-oxidative branch. The transcript has 9 exons.
CUUUGUUCUGCCAUUGCGUCCAACAGCACGAGCUUGUUACGAAAACACCUGAACUGACAACUGCUAUUUUGAGCGUCCUUUAAUAUCUCGCGAACUGUCUGUUCUGUUGCACUGCUCUGGUAUCACUCUGCUCGUGCACGCAUUCCGUGGUGUUGGUCGUGGACGCGCUUUGUGAUGAGGCCGUGGAGGUGGGUUGAGUUUGCAGUGACUGUGACCAGAAGCAGAUCUCUCCUCCUCUCUCUGCCGGGGAAACACGUGCGGAGCAGCAGGCGGCACCACAGCACUCUCAUGGCUGAAGAGGCCAAAAAACUGGCAGCUUAUGCAGCUGUAGAUAACCACAUACAGAAUAAUCAGGUAGUUGGAGUAGGCAGUGGCUCAACUAUCGUCUAUGCUGUGGACAGGCUGGCUGAGAGGGUCAGACAGGAGAAGAUGAAUAUUGUGUGUGUUCCUACAUCUUUCCAGGCCCGUCAGCUGAUUCUGCAGCAUGGUCUCACUCUGUCUGAUUUAGACAGACAUCCUGAGCUGGAUGUAGCGAUUGAUGGAGCCGAUGAGGUUGAUGCUGCUUUGACGCUGAUAAAAGGAGGAGGAGGAUGCUUAACCCAGGAGAAGAUUGUGGCUGGCUGUGCCAAACACUUCAUUGUCAUCGCAGACUAUAGAAAGGACUCGAAGGCCCUGGGACAGCAGUGGAAGAAAGGUGUGCCCGUGGAGGUCAUUCCCAUGGCCUAUGUGCCUGUGUCCAGAGCCAUUGCCCGGCGCUUUGGAGGAGACGCUGUGCUGAGGAUGGCAGUCAGUAAAGCUGGUCCAGUGGUUACUGAUAACAGUAACUUCAUCCUGGAUUGGAAGUUUGAACACGCACAGAACUGGAAAGAGGUCAACACAGCCAUCAAGAUGAUCCCAGGUGUGGUUGAGACGGGUUUGUUUGUGGGGAUGGCUGAGCGGGUGUAUUUCGGUAUGGAGGACGGGAGUGUCAAGACUAGAGACCCUCCUGUCAACUGAAAAGAUAUUUCCUCUGCUCUUGCAGUAGACCAGCCUGCACACCUCAAGUGCCGUUCAAACACACUCUGCCAGCUCUUUCCCUACAUCUUCUGUUACAGAAACCAUCUGAUCGUCUGAUCAGUACCUCUGAUGAUACUUUGCACAUGGAAUAUGGAUUUUUACACAAUAAUCCAACAUUAGAUUCUCAGACCAUUCAGAUAUUUCAGUUUUUCCUCUCAUACCCUCUGUCUUAUGUUGGGCUGGAGUCUACAGUGACUGUCCAUAGUGUACAUCUACAGUGUCAGCUUGCCUUCUGUGCUUCUUUUAUGUAGCCGUGAAUGUUGUCUUACAUGGGGGUCUGUAAAAUGUAUGAAUACUGUGGCUUGCGUCUGUGCCUCCAUCAAUGUAUAUUUACACAAAGCAUAGUUGCUAGCCUCUCCAAUGCAUGCAGCUUUAAAGAAAAUCUCAAUCACACCCAAUUUCAUCAUUAGUAUAGUUUCUGUAUGAUUGUUUUGAUUCUGUUUUGUUGACUGAAUAUAACAAAUUUCCUCAGAUGCUUCUGAAACCUCAAGUGAAACUAGUGGCUUUUGCCAGCACGCAGCGGUCGGUUUAGUUCAGUGAUCAAUCAUUUCAGAGCAUUUUGCCUCUGGACAAAAAAAAAACAAAAAUCACUAUUUGAAGUUGUGAAAUGCCAGUUGGCUUUUGAUAUUGAUUUUGUUUAAUUUUUCGAUGUGCCUGUGGCCACGAACACAGUGUUGUCACAAGAUGAAAGCAGCAGUGAGUUGGUGGGACAGCUGAAAGCCUUAACUUCUGUACUUUUAUUGAUCUUCAGUUCUGUUCAUGAAAACUCUUCACAGAGGUCACUGUGAUUUUUAGGUAGGGUACUACUUCAAAUACCAGCUUGUUUUACUUUACCAAUUUUACUGUGAUACUGAGGUUUUCAAAUGUUGUGCUUCACACUGAAAAUCAAUAUUAAAACUGAACCAAUCAACUAUAAA